Saccharomycodes ludwigii is the source of this 999-nucleotide messenger RNA. RefSeq names its product Arc35p (gene ARC35). The record is from RefSeq and is a predicted model, not a curated record. The transcript has a single exon. NCBI's taxonomy places the organism in Eukaryota, Fungi, Ascomycota, Saccharomycetes, Saccharomycodales, Saccharomycodaceae. Bases 1 to 999 code for a protein of 332 amino acids. Gene Ontology annotation, biological process: Arp2/3 complex-mediated actin nucleation; actin filament polymerization. Gene Ontology annotation, cellular component: actin cytoskeleton; Arp2/3 protein complex. Gene Ontology annotation, molecular function: actin filament binding; structural constituent of cytoskeleton.
AUGUUACAUUUACCACCACAUAACUUACUAUUACAAAAAACUUUAUGCGAGGCAGUCAAUGCUUUAAAGAUUGAUAAUAAACCAAUUACUUUGGAUCGUAUAGUUAGUGAUUUUGAUUAUACAACCUUUCAUGUUUCAACACCAGCUCCAGAGUCACCCAAUCUUUUGACUCUAUCCAUUAGAACCAAAUGCUAUCAAUCUAUUAGUAAAUUAGGUGAUUUAAAUGCUUAUUUAACUUCUAAAUAUACUUCAGUAGAAGGUGUUAGUCCACAAACGGCAGAACCUGGAUAUGAUUACUCUUUGUCAAUUGAUUUACAAUCUGGGUUUAAUGAUAAUAGUAUAGUGGAAUUAUCUUUAUUGAAGAUCUAUGUUAUGAGCUUUCCAUUUCAAUUGAGUAUAAAUGAGUUUUUAAAAUUGAACCAACAAGGCGAAGAUGCCACCAGCAAUACAGUUUAUAAGAUUGAUUAUAGGGAUAGCGAAAGUUUUUUUAUUAAACCAAGUAAUGAUAGGAUUACAGUUAUAUUUGAAACCGUUUUCCAAGAUGAAACUGAUCAAAUCUUUGGUAAAGUAUUUAUGCAAGAAUUUGUUGAUUCAAGAAAAAGGAACAGAAACAUUCAAUCAUCACCCCAAGUCUUAUUUUCUAAUGAAGCACCAUUAGAAAUCCAAUCAGUUUACCAGCCAAAGCAAGCCAAUGUUGGUAAUAGUACAAAGUUUAUUACUUUUGUUUUAUUUCCACGUCAUUUGUCUACGCCGGAAAUUCAAAUGAAAAGUAUUUCCUCUUUGUGUUUGUUUAGAAAUUAUUUCCAUUAUCAUAUUAAAUGUUCCAAGGCUUAUAUGCAUAGUAGAAUGAGAUUUAGAGUGGGUUCUUUUGUUAAAGUGUUAAACAGAGCCAAAGUGGAAAAAGAAGAAGAUGAUCAAGCAGGUAGUGGUGGCAGUGUCAAUACAAGUAAGGAUGAAAAUAGGAGAGGUGUUUCUGGUAGAAGAAUGGUUGUUUAUUAA